UCCUGGAGGGCGACUCCAUGGAUCAAGAUGUGGAGAGUCCUGUGGCCAUUCACCAGCCAAAGUUGCCUAAGCAGGCGCGGGAUGACCUGCCCAGACACAUCAGCCGAGACCGGACCAAAAGGAAAAUGCAGAGGUACGUGCGGAAAGACGGCAAGUGCAACGUGCACCAUGGCAACGUGAGGGAGACCUACCGCUACCUGACCGACAUCUUCACCACCCUCGUGGACCUCAAGUGGCGGUUCAACCUGCUGAUUUUCGUCAUGGUUUACACGGUGACGUGGCUCUUUUUUGGGAUGAUCUGGUGGUUGAUUGCAUACAUCCGAGGAGACAUGGACCACAUAGAGGACCCCUCAUGGACGCCCUGCGUCACCAACCUCAACGGGUUUGUCUCCGCUUUUCUAUUCUCCAUAGAGACAGAAACCACCAUCGGUUACGGCUACCGGGUCAUCACGGACAAGUGCCCCGAAGGAAUUAUUCUCCUCUUAAUCCAGUCUGUGUUGGGUUCCAUUGUCAAUGCGUUCAUGGUGGGAUGCAUGUUUGUAAAAAUAUCGCAGCCCAAGAAGAGGGCAGAGACCCUGGUCUUUUCCACGCACGCAGUGAUCUCCAUGCGGGACGGGAAACUGUGUCUGAUGUUCCGCGUAGGGGACCUAAGGAACUCCCACAUCGUGGAGGCGUCUAUCAGAGCCAAGCUGAUCAAAUCCAAACAGACUUCAGAGGGGGAGUUCAUCCCUUUGAACCAGACAGAUAUCAACGUGGGCUAUUACACCGGGGACGACCGUCUGUUUCUGGUGUCACCGCUCAUCAUCAGCCAUGAGAUUAACCAACAGAGCCCUUUCUGGGAGAUCUCCAAAGCCCAGCUGCCCAAAGAGGAACUGGAGAUUGUGGUGAUCCUGGAAGGGAUGGUGGAAGCUACAGGGAUGACGUGCCAAGCGCGAAGCUCCUACGUCACCAGUGAGAUCCUGUGGGGCUACCGGUUCACGCCCGUCCUGACGCUGGAAGAUGGCUUCUACGAGGUGGACUACAACAGCUUCCACGAGACCUACGAGACCAGCACCCCGUCUCUCAGUGCCAAAGAGCUGGCCGAGCUGGCCAGCAGGGCGGAGCUGCCCCUGAGCUGGUCUGUGUCCAGCAAACUCAACCAGCAUGCAGAACUGGAGACUGAGGAGGAGGAAAAGAACCCGGAAGAGCAGCCGGAGAGGAACGGUGAUGUGGCCAACCUAGAGAACGAGUCCAAGGUGUAG
Messenger RNA from Condylura cristata (star-nosed mole), 1241 nucleotides. It is a transcript of the gene KCNJ6, whose product is annotated as potassium channel, inwardly rectifying subfamily J, member 6. Lineage: Eukaryota; Metazoa; Chordata; Mammalia; Eulipotyphla; Talpidae. Gene Ontology annotation, molecular function: G-protein activated inward rectifier potassium channel activity. Bases 18 to 1241 code for a protein of 407 amino acids. Gene Ontology annotation, biological process: potassium ion import across plasma membrane; regulation of monoatomic ion transmembrane transport. The record is from RefSeq and is a predicted model, not a curated record. The transcript is spliced from 2 exons. Gene Ontology annotation, cellular component: plasma membrane.